Mesorhabditis spiculigera is the source of this 999-nucleotide messenger RNA. The record is from the annotation of a GenBank genome assembly. NCBI's taxonomy places the organism in Eukaryota, Metazoa, Nematoda, Chromadorea, Rhabditida, Rhabditidae.
AUGGACAGCCACCUGGAGAGCACCAUCAUGAACGUCAACUGCACGUUCGGAAUCGGAUGCAACUGUCUGCUGCUCUAUUUCCUCAUCAGCGAUGGCAGGGCGAGGACAACUACAAAAAAGAUGCUGGCCAUCAUCCUGCUCUACAACGUGUACACAAGCGCCGUCCAUAUGGUCCUCGACAUGGGCUUCAUCGUCGACGAGUAUGGCUUUGUACUUUUCAGCAAAAAUUUUGCGACGGCCGGCUUUUGGACUUCCUAUAUUGCGAUUAUGGUCUAUAUGGACGCAUUCACCGUCACUCUGACUCUCCUCGCCACUCAUUGCGUCUACCGCUACGCCACCAUUUCCGGCCAUUUGGCUUGGCUGUUCAAUACGAAACUCGGCCUCUCCGUUCUCGCCUUCUUCAACCUCAUCUUCGGGCUGCUGUGGUGCCUCUUUUCGCAUAUUUUCCUCUGUCCAACGGCGGGCCGAACGGCCAUGAGUCGCCGGACAAUGGCCGACCAAUUCGGGAUCGAGAUCGAGCAAAUCGGGUACAUUGGCGCCAUGUUUCUGAUGCCUGACGAUGCGAGGCCGGGGAAGGUGCGAAUCCAGUGGUUUAACAUGGCCGGCGCCGGGCUGGUCAUCGCCAUCUUGAUAACCGUGUACACGGCAAUAUGCUUUGGGGCGUUGGAGUUGUACUUAUUCGUCCGCGGCUCGACCCUCAGCGCCAAAACCAAGCGUCUUAACUUCCAGCUGCUUCGGCUGCUGCUCAUUCAGGCGAUAGCUCCCAUCGUCUUCGAGUACAUCCCCUGCGUGAUCGGCAUGUUCGGCGGGGUGUUGGGGUUGCCCAUCCAGGACUACGGGCUCGCCGUCCCGUUGAUGACCUCGUGCUUCCCGACUGCUGAUGCUCUGUUUGUCCUCAUCUUUUUCAAGACCUUCCGACACCGUCUACUUGCUCUACCCAUCUUCCGACUGGCCCGCAUCAACCGCUCCAGCACCUCCGACCUUCCUCAAUCCGUUUUU